AUGUAUCUCGCGUCUCCCAUUAUCCCAGCUGCAACACGUACUGUAUACCUACGGUCCCUCUGUGCAUUUGUAAUUGACAGUUGGAUAUCUUCCAUCUUGCAGUUUACUACCAAUAUUGACACCAUUUGUUUUUUUAACAUUUCAUGGGACAUGUUGGCCCAGGAGUGGCUCGACACGAUUUCCAGUUAUCGUCUCACCGGAAUAUCAUUGGACAGCAUCCAUAUCCAUUCAAUCGAUUCCUUCUUCUCUUUCUUUCUGAGCUUCACCACUCGCGCGCAUGUUAAUCUUUAUAUCUUCGGCACGUCCUAUGUCGAAAAUGCAGAAGAACAAGUAGAUCUAGCACGACUGCAAUCUCACAAAAAACCUGUAGCGCUUCGAUCACUGGUCAUUCGAUGCUUGGAGUAUGGCGAUGUAACAAAGUCGGUCCGUGCUAUCCUUCUAUCCCCAUCAUCUUCUUUCAAUCUACGCGCUCUCGUAGUCGCCAAGUUCAACAUUUCGAGGAUCCGGGAAGACAGCAUGGACAGUUAUGCCAUCCUUUUACGUGACCUGAUUUUAUCGUCAAACCUUCAAGCGCUUCGGACCAUGAGGAGCAAUUUCAUUAUGCCAGCACGGCCAUCUUUCAUAUUCUAUAUCCCCUCCUCCACCAACUCUCAUUUGGCAUCAUCCCUGCUCCGUUUCGAACUCUCGCCUUUCAGCAGAGUUCAGUUCUGCGGUGCCAUACAGCGAUUUGAAUCCAUUUCCGCUCCUAUUCGACGUCUCCCGCGAGAUCGCCAGAAAGUACCCCUGGCUUCUGUCAAGCAUGAUUCUUUGGAACUUGUCAAGGUUCACCUCCAGCGGUCGGGAAACGUUCCGUUGAAAGUAUGCCUGGACCUUUAUUCCAGCGAUAAGCACAAAGUGGACGCCAUUUCUCGCGUUUUGAACGUCAGUCACAGAUGGUGGAAGCUACAAAUUUUGGGCCACUACCACUUGCAGUGUACGAGCUUUCCAUCGUUGUUCCCAGCACUGCGAACAUCUAAUAUUUCAGUAAUGUUUUGGGUGGUGUGGGAGUCUUCGACGCCCCCUUGCUUAGGAAAGUACGAUUGGGUGAGGAGUGUCGCUCCAUUCGCUCCUGCUUCCCUCUCAUAUCACACUUCUCGCGCUUCUCGACCUCUCUGA
Messenger RNA from Guyanagaster necrorhizus, 1155 nucleotides. RefSeq lists its product as uncharacterized. The transcript has 3 exons. The record is from RefSeq and is a predicted model, not a curated record. NCBI's taxonomy places the organism in Eukaryota, Fungi, Basidiomycota, Agaricomycetes, Agaricales, Physalacriaceae. Bases 1 to 1155 code for a protein of 384 amino acids.